Molecule: messenger RNA, 1506 nt
Organism: Ornithodoros turicata
Lineage: Eukaryota; Metazoa; Arthropoda; Arachnida; Ixodida; Argasidae
Exons: 2
Coding region: 1-1506 (501 amino acids)
Biological process (GO): DNA integration
Molecular function (GO): nucleic acid binding
Source: RefSeq, a predicted model, not a curated record
AUGAGAGGGGUCACGGGCGAAGCAUCCGAAGGUGGAGAACUAUACGCUGUGGACACUGUUUCGCGCUACACGGACGAUGAGGAUGGUUGCUGCGAUUGGCACUACUGCAGCAAGCCACGGAUCGUAGACGAAUUCGAGGCAGCAAAGAAGGUCAUACUUCACUCUGUCCAGCGUGAAGAAUUCGCAGACGUCUUCCUGAGCCUUGGUACUAAUGCUCACUGCAAGCAUGCUCCGUCCAACCACACUCUGUCAAAACUAGACCCCAUCGUCGGCAAUGACGACUUACUGAGGAUCGGUGGCCGCCUACGAAAUUCGAAAGAACUCGAUGAAAAGGAGAAGCACCCUCUCAUCGUGCCAGGCUGCCACCACAUAGGCUUGUUGCUUACGCGACACUACCACGAAGACGUUGUCAGACACCAGGGGCGUCACUUCACCGAAGACGCCGUCAGAGCUGCCCGAUUUUGGAUUGUCGGUGGAAAGAGAUGUAUCAGCGCGGUCAUUCAACGAUGUAUGACCUGCAGGAAACUCCGCGGCAAGCUGGAAACGCAAAAGAUGGCACCUCUUCGUGAGGAUCGACUAAGCCUGGAUCCUCCUUUCACUUUCGUCGGGUUGGACGUUUUUAGUCCAUGGAUGAUAGCCGCACGCCGCACAAGGGGCUGCAUAGCUCAAAAUAAGAGGUGGGCGGUGUUAUUUACGUGUAUGGCCGUCCGCGCAGUCCACAUCGAAGUGAUAGAGGCGAUUGACACUUCGAGCUUUAUAAACGCAUUACGGGGAUUCCUGGCUGUCAGAGGUCCAGUAAAACAACUUCGGUCAGACCAAGGAACGAAUUUUGUCGGAGCCUGUGCAGAGCUCAAGAUAACUACAGUGGGUCUUGAUUUCAACAAGGUUCAGAGGUUUCUCAACGGACAAGGCUGUACGUGGGUUUUCAACACUCCACAUUCUUCGCACAUGGGUGGAGUGUGGGAACGUAUGAUUGGAGCUGCUCGUCGUGUCCUGGACUCGAUGCUACUCCUCAGAAACACCAAGCUUUUCUCACAUGAAGUCUUAACUACAUUCUUGGCAGAAGUCGCUGCCAUCAUCAAUAGCAGACAACUGGUCCCAGUCUCAUCGGAUCCUGAAUGUCCCUCUGUCCUCACACCAGCUCUGAUAUUGACUCAGAAGCCUCCCUCAAGCUCAGCACCUCCAGGAGAGUUCACAAGCCUCCAUGUAAAACAAUGGAGACAGGUUCAGGCCUUGGCCAACACGUUUUGGCACCGUUGGAAAGCAGAGUACCUACCCACACUUCAAGGCCGCAGAAAAUGGCAAAAAGAGCGACCCAAUCUUCGAGUCGGUGAUCUGGUUCUGUUGAAGGAUAGUGGAGCUAGGCGUAAUGAAUGGCCAAUGGGGCGGAUCACUGUAGUGCAUCACGGAAAGGACGGCAAAGUGCGAAAGGUGGAAGUACAGACGGCAAAGGACGGGAACAAGAAGACCUUCGAACGACGUGGUUCUUCUGUGCUCUUCACCUGA